GCUCCCAGCGCCCUCCCGCUCUCCCGGCCGCGGUGUCGCCCGCACCACUCCGCCGCUGCUUAUCGGCGACCAUGGCGCACCGGGGAAUCCCGAGCGCCCCGAAGCGUCCUGGCCUCACCUUGCCGGCCCCAGGCUCCCAUGCUCCGCCGCCGCCACGCUGGCCGCGCUUGUGGCCGCUGCCGCUGCCGCUGCCGCUGCUGCUGGUGGUGUUGGUGGCUGCCUGCGGGGCGGCAGGGAGCUCCCUCGAGUCCGGGCUCCUGGGUCCCAGCGUGCAGGUCACCCGGCUGCUGCACGCGGGACCCAUGGUAUCCGGCGAUAUCGAGGAUCCGCAGACACGAGGAUUCGAGCCCAGCGCCCUGGGUCAUGGUCCGGGUCUUGCUUCGGGUCCCAGCGCAGAUGGCGCCCCAGCUCCGGGCAAGGAGCGCAGGGCGCGGGCGGCGCCGGUGGCCGGUUCGGCUUCGCGCGCGCAGGUCUCGCUUAUCAGCACGUCGUUCGUGCUCAAGGGGGACGCGACGCACAACCAGGCAAUGGUGCACUGGACAGGAGAAAACAGCAGCGUCAUCUUGAUCCUGACCAAGUACUACCAUGCAGACAUGGGGAAGGUUCUGGAAAGUUCUCUGUGGCGGUCCUCAGAUUUUGGGACAACCUACACCAAGCUUACUCUCCAGCCUGGCAUCACCACUGUCAUCGACAACUUCUAUAUCUGCCCAGCCAACAAGAGAAAGAUCAUCCUGGUGAGCUCGUCCCUUGGUGACCGGGAACAGAGCCUCUUCCUCAGCACCGAUGAGGGCACCACCUUCCAGAAGUAUCCUGUCCCCUUCCUCGUGGAGACCCUCCUCUUCCACCCAAAGGAGGAGGACAAGGUUCUUGCCUACACCAAAGACAGCAAGCUGUAUGUGUCGUCUGACCUGGGGAAGAAGUGGACACUUCUACAGGAACGGGUGACCAAGGACCACGUGUUCUGGGCUGUGUCUGGGGUGGACACCGACCCCAACCUGGUCCACAUGGAAGCACAGGACCUCAAUGGAGGCUGUCUGUACUUCACCUGCCUGAUCCACAACUGCUCAGCUCAGCCCCACACAGCACCCUUCGCUGGCCCCAUCGACCGUGGCUCCCUGACUGUGCAGGAUGAGUACAUUUUUCUGAAGGCGACAUCAACAAACCGAACCAAAUACUACGUCUCCUAUCGCCGCAGUGACUUCGUCCUGAUGAAGCUGCCCAAGUAUGCCCUGCCCAAGGACCUGCAGAUCAUCAGCACGGAUGAGCAGCAGGUGUUCGUGGCCGUCCAGGAAUGGAACCAAGUGGACACCUACAACCUGUACCAGUCAGACCUGCGCGGAGUACACUACUCUCUGGUACUGGAGAAUGUACGCAGCUCGAGGCAGGCUGAGGAGAACGUGGUCAUCGACAUCCUUGAGGUCAGAGGAGUGAAGGGAGUCUUCUUGGCAAACCAGAAAGUGGACGGCAAGGUGACAACACUCAUAACCUACAACAAGGGCCGUGACUGGGACUACCUGAGGCCACCCAGCACCGACAUGAAUGGGAAGCCCACCAACUGCCAGCCGCCCGACUGCCACCUGCACCUCCACCUGCGCUGGGCAGACAACCCCUACGUGUCAGGCACAGUACACACCAAGGACACUGCCCCUGGCCUCAUCAUGGGUGCAGGUAACCUGGGCUCGCAGCUGGUGGAGUAUAAAGAGGAAAUGUACAUCACAUCUGACUGUGGGCACACCUGGCGGCAGGUCUUCGAGGAAGAACACCAUGUCCUCUACCUGGACCACGGUGGUGUCAUUGCUGCCAUCAAGGAUACCUCCAUCCCCCUGAAGAUCCUCAAGUUCAGCGUGGAUGAGGGCCACACUUGGAGCACACACAACUUCACCAGCACCUCCGUGUUCGUGGACGGGCUGCUGAGCGAGCCAGGGGACGAGACGCUGGUCAUGACGGUCUUUGGCCACAUCAGCUUCCGCUCUGACUGGGAGCUGGUCAAGGUGGACUUCCGGCCCUCCUUCCCCCGGCAGUGUGACGAGAAUGACUAUAGCUCCUGGGACCUCACUGACCUCCAGGGUGAUCACUGCAUCAUGGGCCAGCAGAGAAGUUACCGGAAAAGGAAGUCCACAUCCUGGUGUGUCAAGGGGAGGAGCUUCACGUCGGCACUCACGUCACGUGUGUGCAAGUGCCGGGACUCUGACUUCCUCUGUGACUACGGGUUUGAGCGCUCAUCUUCCUCUGAGUCCACUGUCAACAAGUGCUCCGCUAACUUCUGGUUCAACCCCUUGUCCCCUCCUGAAGACUGUGUCCUGGGCCAGACCUACACCAGUAGCCUUGGGUACCGGAAGGUGGUGUCCAAUGUGUGUGAAGGCGGUGUGGACCUGCAGGAGAGCCCGGUACAGUUACAGUGCCCCCUCACAGCACCCCGGGGCCUCCAGGUGAGCAUCCGCGGAGAAGCAGUGGCGGUGCGCCCUAGAGAAGACGUGCUGUUUGUGGUGCGGCAGGAACAGGGUGAUGUCCUGACCACUAAGUAUCAGGUGGACCUUGGCGAUGGCUUCAAGGCCAUGUAUGUGAACCUCACUCUGACCGGUGAGCCCAUCCGGCACCACUACGAGAAUCCUGGCAUCUACCGUGUGUCUGUCAGGGCUGAGAACAUGGCAGGCCAUGAUGAGGCUGUGCUCUUUGUCCAGGUCAACUCCCCUCUGCAGGCGCUCUACCUCGAGGUAGUCCCUGUCAUUGGCAUCAACCAGGAGGUGAACCUCACAGCCGUGCUGCUGCCCCUGAACCCCAACCUCACCGUCUUCUAUUGGUGGAUUGGCCACAGCCUGCAGCCUCUGCUUUCCCUGGACAAUUCAGUGACCACGCGGUUUACGGAGGCUGGGGAGGUGCGUGUGACGGUGCAGGCUGCCUGUGGGAACUCGGUGCUGCAGGACUCCAGGGUCAUCCGUGUGCUGGCUCAGUUCCAGAUGGUGCCUCUGCAGUUCUCCAGGGACCUGGACACCUUUAACCCCAACACUCCUGAGUGGAGGGAGGACGUGGGGCUGGUGGUCACCCGGCUUCUCUCCAAGGAGACUAGCAUCCCUGAGGAGCUGCUGGUAACCGUGGUAAAGCCAGGACUUCCCACCAUAGCCGAUCUGUAUGUGCUCCUGCCUCCUCCCAGGCCUACAAGGAAGAGGAGCCUCACAAGUGACAAGAGACUGGCCGCUGUGCAGCAGGCACUGAACUCUCAUAGGAUCAGCUUCAUCCUUCGAGGAGGGCUCCGCAUCCUGGUGGACCUGAGGGACACAGAUGCAGGUCCUCAGAGGCCAAGUGGCAGUGGUGGCUACUGGGCUGUGGUGGUCCUCUUUGUCAUCGGGCUCUUUGCGGUGGGAGCGUUCAUCCUCUACAAGUUCAAAAGGAAACGGCCAGGCAGGACGGUGUAUGCCCAGAUGCACAACGAGAAGGAACAGGAGAUGACGAGUCCUGUGAGCCACAGUGAGGAUGCCCAGAGCACCAUGCAGGGCAACCACUCGGGUGUGGUCCUGAGCAUCAACUCCCGUGAGAUGCACAGCUACCUGGUAGGCUGAUGGCACCAGCUGGCCAGGACAUUCUCUUCCUGCUGCCUCCAUAGAGGGUGCAGGACCACAGUGCAGCUGGAAUGACGCCCCCCCUGAGACCCGUGGAAAGGCCAUCUCCUCUAUCUGUCCCCACUCAGAGGACAGACACCUCUCCCUGUCAGCCCCAGCAGGCCCAUGGGAUCCUGGGGCAGCCGACUCAUGACCCACCUGGACACAGGCCUGUGGUGCCACACAAAGUCCCCACUCACCCUUGAUUCUGAUGCAUCACAGUCCUUAGACCUGAACAUGCUGCCCUGGCUGCUCCGACUUGUAAAUGCAGCGCAGGCCUGGCUUCUCCUGCCUGGAGCUGAACCAGCCCAUUCCUGGGGUGAGCCCACAGCCACUCCCAACACCAGACUCGUAGACCUGCUCGGCCCUGGCCCCACAGUCUCCGUCCCUGCAGAGGAGCCCAGAGCCAGGAAGUGUAUGGGCCAGGCCUACUCAGCACCACCCUCCAGGCGCCCACUCUUCCCACUGCAGUGUAAAUACCUGCCUAGGAAGGAGCUAUUUGAGUUUGGGGGCUCUUUCUUUUAGCUUUCUGUUUCCAAGGCCAGGCAAUAGAAGCCAUCUAAGUUCUAUCAGAAUCUCACUCUCAGAACCCCUUUUUCAGGAUGCCCAGGGCUGGGUUUAGAGGGGCAAAGAUCCUCUGGUUUUCCCUCAGGGCAAUGGGGUGGGGUGGGAAGGGGGGGGACAAGAAAGGAAGGGACCCUUACACACAGUUCCUGCUCAUCCAAUAGGAGGUGCCCUUCCACUGCCUCUAGGUUGAUGACUCUGGCUUCCGGCCAGGUCUGGGCUCUAGAAGAGUCCACGGGCCCCAGAAAGGCACAUGAGCUGCAUACAUCAGUCAGGCUUUGAUGCCUUGUGGUUUGAGAGACCCAUGUAGAGCCAACCAGAAGAGGUGUGGGAGAGCAGUGUCUCCUGGUAAAAUGAAGUAGAGGACCCAGCGACUGGGGGCCUUUUCGGGGUCACAGGAAGAAAGCAACAGAGGCGGCCCCAGGGUCAGCUCUCUGCUCCUCCCACGCAGGGUACCCGCUGCCUGCUCCCACUGCCGAGUCAGGGGCCCAGCACAGGUCCAUGCUGUGAGCUGGCACAAUUCACCUUUUGCCUUGAAACUGAAGUCAGUACCCCCUUCCCCUCCCUCCCUCGUCCCUCCCCCCAACUCCAGACUCUUGCUGCCUCACCAGAGCCCAGGCUGGCCUGGAGCAAGGCCCCGGUGUCUCCACACCCUCUGCUGCUGCUUGGCACACCCACCAGCUCUCCCUGGAGAGAGCUACGGCCUGUGGAAGAGGAGAUGUCUAGGGGAGAUACUCCCACAGGACAGCUCCGGAACUGUCUCUGUUAGGGGAUGGGCUGGUGUCCAAAUGUUCAUGUCAUACACAGGACAGCCUAGACCAAGGCAGCUGUGUGGGCACAAAGCUGGUCUGUGGGAAUGUCCCAACUGUACCCCAGCAUCUCCCACUUUCUGCCACUCUCUGGGGCUUGGGGUCCCUCCAGAGGUGACUGCAGGGUGUCCUCCUUGUGAGGAGCUACAAACGGGAACCUAGUACCAGUGAAGGAUAUGACACUUUAAGAUCUCUGCCCCACGUACCUUCUUGCUGUCUCGAAAGAAGCGUUAGCGGAGACCUUCCCCCAUACAUGUCCCCACAGCCCUGUUCCCUAGUGUUACACAGAAGGAGAUGCUCAGGCACCCCAUAGCCCCCACCAGAUCCAAGGUUAGCACAGAAGCCCUGGAUGUAGCCCUCCACGUUAGCUCACCAGCGCCUGGAGUACCAACUGUAGGUCUUUGCCUUCUGUAAGCACUCCGUGUCGCUCUCAAGGACACCUGGGUGGGUUUUUCCCUAGCUACUUGGAAUCCAUGUUACUGUUUCUAUUAGGAACAUUUGGAGUGUGUAGACCCACGAGCCUCCCCGGUUCUCAUCUCCAUAACUGUGGACCGCUCUGCAGGCACAGGGUUUCCCUGCUUAUCAGCUGAGGUGCCAUGCAUUGUACAGCCAGGGGCAAAAGCACCCACAGGCAGCCCAGAUGCUACCAGCUCAGGGGCUCAUGCCACUCUCCACUGGGCCCUGUGCAUACCUGGCGUGUGGGCAUAGCAGAGGU
This is a messenger RNA of Peromyscus eremicus (cactus mouse), 5684 nucleotides long. It is a transcript of the gene Sorcs2, whose product is annotated as sortilin related VPS10 domain containing receptor 2. The record is from RefSeq and is a predicted model, not a curated record. The transcript is spliced from 27 exons. Bases 72 to 3557 code for a protein of 1161 amino acids. Gene Ontology annotation, cellular component: membrane. Gene Ontology annotation, molecular function: protein binding. Lineage: Eukaryota; Metazoa; Chordata; Mammalia; Rodentia; Cricetidae.